Messenger RNA from Eucalyptus grandis, 1392 nucleotides. Its product is annotated as cytochrome b5. The record is from RefSeq and is a predicted model, not a curated record. Gene Ontology annotation, cellular component: intracellular membrane-bounded organelle; membrane. Lineage: Eukaryota; Viridiplantae; Streptophyta; Magnoliopsida; Myrtales; Myrtaceae. The transcript has 7 exons. Gene Ontology annotation, molecular function: heme binding.
ACUUGUCAAAUCUCUCUAGCAAUAUCCUCUCCACCUCGAGUCCACCCUCCCCUUCUCCUCCUCCUCCUCCUCUCUGUCUGUAUCGGGACGUGUUUAGCAUGUCGAGGGGGUCAAGUUUGCCCCUUUCUGCACCCUUUCGGCGUUGAUUGGCCGAUCCAUGAUUGCUGAUCAAAUGGGUCCUUUUCCUUCUCGACCCUUCUGGCUGGAGGAAUCGUUUAAAACGUGGAUGAACAAGCAGCGCACCUGCUCCUCCCGAUGGUUUUCGUUGGUGAAAAUCGUGUGUGUCGAUAACGGGAGUCGGGGGGCCUCACUGCUUUGAUUAGAUUUUGAAUAUCAGGGACGGUUUGGCUGGAUUUGCCCUUUUCGUAUGACUAACUGAGGUUGACAUGGAAUAGGUUGUGCGGUUCCUCUGUUCACGUUUCGACUUUGCUGUCGGCCCAAUGUUCUUGCGUGAGUUCUAGGCCCAUGAGCCCACGGCGUGCGAGAUGGUAACCGCAAACCCCCCACCACCACCGCGUCGGCGGUGGCGCUCUGAUCCCAGCUCGCGUCGUAGCUUUUCUUAGACAGCGUUGGAACGAGCGGCGAUGGUGCUCACGAACUUCAAUGGAGUUGGGGUCGGAUUCGGGUUCGGAGUCGGGUGCGGGUUCGGCGUCGGAUGGGGUUUUGGAGGCAUGCCGUUAAACUUCCUGGGCCUUGGUGCAGGUGGAGGCUGUGGAGUCGGAUUAGGCCUUGGAUGGGGAUUUGGCACUGCCUUUGGAAGUCAGUAUCGGUCAUCCACAUUAACAUUCCAAGGCAUAGAAUUCUCAGGCAAGGAUCAAGCUGCCAAAAAGGAGUCCAAAGAUUUAACCAAAUAGUUACCACAAGUCGCCCAGCACAAGUCCAGGAAGGAUUGCUGGUUCGUCAUCAACGGCCGGGUGCUUAAUGUGACGAGCUUUCUGGAGGAACAUCCAGGAGGAGAGGAGGUGCUGUUGGAGUUGGCAGGGCAAGAUGCGAGCAAGGCUUUCGCGGACAUCGGCCACAGCAAAGCGGCGCAGGGCAUGCUCUUGAAGUACCAGGUGGGUGUCCUGGAAGGCCACACCGUCCAGGACCAGGAUGCCGACAAGUCUGCUGCCCUGAGAGACGCCAAGAAGGACGGCAUGAGCGCUUUCAUCGUGAAGGAUGGCCCGGCUCAAAAGUACGCCGCCCUUGCCGAGUUCGUCGUCCCUCUCCUGGUCGCCGGAUCCUACUUCGCCUACAGAUACGUCACCGUCGUCGCGAGCCACGCGUGAUUCCGAGACCAGUUUUCAAUUUGUCCAAAAUUCUCAGUCCGACUCUGAACUCUGUGUUUCCUGUAAUUUGGCGUUGCUUUUCGGGAAUAAAAGAGUGGCAAAACCCCGCCGGUUUGAAAAAGAA